GGCAGUGCGGGUAAGAUGGAGAUCGACGCUGUCACUGAAAUGUUUGUGAGAUCGAAGGAGAAACACGGAGUUCUUUACGUGAAAUAUAUUGGAGACGGGGACAGUAAAACGUUUAGGGGAAUUUUAAAUGUGGAUCCAUAUGCAGAAGAUGAAAUUACUGUGAUAAAAAAAGAGUGCGUCGGUCACGUGGAAAAGAGAAUGGGCACGAGACUUCGUAAUGCGAAGAAACAUAAUAAAGGUAUCGGCGGUAAAGGUGCUGGAAAGUUAACGGAUAAAAUGAUUGGUGAACUCACGACGUAUUAUGGAUUGGCUAUUCGCAGACACCCAGACUCUGUCGAGGAAAUGCGGAAAGCAAUAUGGGCCACGUAUUACCACAAAAGCUCCUCCGAUAAUAAGCCGCAACACCAAAACUGUCCUCCGGGUGAAGAGAGCUGGUGCAAGUGGAGUAAAGCUGAAGCCGAAGGUACACUCGCAAGCUUCCAUCACGCUAAUCCGCCUCUUACUGAUCAAGUAUUGGAGAUAAUUAAGCCUAUUUAUGAAGAUUUGUCAUCGGAUGAAUUGUUGGAACGUUGCUUAGGAGCAGAAACGCAAAAUAACAAUGAAUCUCUCAAUUCAUUGAUUUGGACUUUUGCUCCAAAACAUCUCCAUGUUGGCGUGAAAGUUGUUGAAAUAGCAACAUUCUUGGCAGUUAUCAUUUUCAAUAAAGGAUUUAUGCCAAUUUUAAAAGUUAUGAACGUGAUGGGAGUUAAUAUUGGUCAGCAAGCGAUGAUGUACGCAAACUCCCGGAACGAAGCUCGUAUCACCCGCUCGGAGCGGCGCUCCACUAACUUCUCUCGAGACCAGAGAAUGAAUCGCAGGGAAGAGAGAUCAGCUCUGCAGGACUUCUACGAACAAGAGGAAGGUCCCCUGUAUGGCCCUGGGAUAGCCGAUUGA
This is a messenger RNA of Ooceraea biroi (clonal raider ant), 933 nucleotides long. RefSeq lists its product as uncharacterized. The record is from RefSeq and is a predicted model, not a curated record. Lineage: Eukaryota; Metazoa; Arthropoda; Insecta; Hymenoptera; Formicidae.